AUGGAGCAGCGAGCUCUUCCGGUGGAACUUUAUGGUGAACGCACCUGUCUACAACAGCAAACCCGUACCAAGGGUAAGCUCCAGCCGGACGGGACGGCCUUAUGCGACUUGAUGGCCUGCGCAUAUCCAGAGUUGAAAGUCAAGAGUAAAGAAUACGCCAACAAGAAAGAGCGAUUACAAAGAACAUUGGACGAAGGUCGCAAUUGGUCUACAGCGCAGGGACGCUACCCGAGCGGUCUGUGGAUGUUUCCUCCAAAUAUGCUCGAGAGAGACAAUCUACUUGAGCGGCUCCGUGAUGUCAAUGCCGUGGCCCGCGGGAACAAGCAACUGUAUUGGCACCUCAAUGAUUAUCUGUACCGCCUCGAAGUGCGGGCAACAGGAGGCUCAAGUGGCCAAUGCCCCGAACCGUUGUCAUAA
Exophiala oligosperma is the source of this 417-nucleotide messenger RNA. RefSeq lists its product as uncharacterized. The record is from RefSeq and is a predicted model, not a curated record. Lineage: Eukaryota; Fungi; Ascomycota; Eurotiomycetes; Chaetothyriales; Herpotrichiellaceae. The transcript is spliced from 2 exons. The coding region runs from base 1 to 417 and encodes 138 amino acids.